Messenger RNA from Seminavis robusta, 1572 nucleotides. NCBI's taxonomy places the organism in Eukaryota, Bacillariophyta, Bacillariophyceae, Naviculales, Naviculaceae. The record is from the annotation of a GenBank genome assembly.
AUGGAGCAAGCUGCUACCGCAACCACCAACGAGACCAAAGGAGAGAAUGACGAGACUCCGAAGAAGGAAGACAACAAUACUAGUAAUGACAAACUAAAGCUCCCGGAAGAGAUCGUUCAGAAGAUAGCCGAUUUUGUCGACUCGAAGCCCGACAAGGUGUACGUGGUGACGUCGCUGGGCGUAAUGGCGGGAGACGCCGGUGGUAGUGUGUGCGGGGUCUACAACUCAAAAGAGGCCGCCUAUCGGGGGGCCGUUUCCACCAUUCGAGAAGAAUUCGAGGGGAGCUGGGAACAACUCCAAGAAGGAUUCGAGAUUACCCAGGACAAGGUCCUGUUCUACGGUGGAAACCGGUACGAUGGGUAUUGGGUCAAGGUGGAAUGCAAAACCCUUCGUCGCAAAGCCGUCAAGAAGUCGCCCAAGGAAUCGGCCGACCGCAAGAGCAUCCUUUCCUUUACCUCAAUGGGUCGUGGAGGCGACGACAACAACAAGGAGGACAGCGACGACGAAAAAUCGGUCCACAGCUACGACAACGACAACGACUCUGACGGAUGGGACCCCGUUAAGUUGGGAAUCAUAAAGUCUCGGACCCGGUUCAACGACGACUCAGAUGACGACGACUCAGAGGAUGACGACAAUACUUCCAAGAAAAAGGGCACCAACAGAAAACCGUGGCUUGUGGACGAUGACUCCAUGGACGACGAUGAAGAUGACGACAAUGCAGAAACUUCCGCAAAAGGAAACGUCGAUCCAGCAGUGACAACGGAGGAGGUGCCUGAUGCAGAAGAAGAAGACAAGCGACCCGAAUGGUAUCACCAUCUCAUGUCGUACGCGUACGAGCUCGACGAGGAACUCGAAAGCAUUGGCCGUCAUGUGGACGAGUACGGACCCAGGGAACGACUAAAAUUGCCACAGGACGGGAGCAAGUACGUUCCCGUGCGAUGGGUUGAGGAACGAGUUUACUCGCGGUAUAUGAAAAAGGAACGGAAACUGCGCCAACGACUCAAGCGGUCCGUGGCCUCUGACUACUUUAGUGGCAAGUUGGACGACGACGGCGAUCCGAGCAAACCAGACGACUCGGACGGUGACGGCAUGGAAUGUUUUAUCGACUCGGACGAGGAUGACGAGCAGACGCCAGAGAAGGAACCCCCGAUCUGUUUCUUGGAGGAAAACCCCCGCCACUACAAUGGUGUCGGCGUCGGCGAUGGUGACAACAAUGGCGAUGGUUCAGAGGACGACACAGUGAAGCGGGAGCUCGAGCGGCAGAGGAACCACAAAGAUCCGGCCGUGUUUGCGUUUUUGGGUUUGGCGCUCAACCAAAUGACCCAGGAGAUUUACGACCGAGUUUGGUGCUGGUACCAAGACGACGAGAAUCUGGUGCGUUCGCACUUCUUGACCGACAAAUUCGUCAACCUCAAUAUCAUUUCGGAGUCUCUGCGAGAGCAUCCCCUCGGUAGCCAUGGGGACGACGAGGAGGAUCCAGAUGGCCUGGUUCCAUACAGCAUCCUCGCCCACAUCCGAAAGGAAGCCACGACGACGGAUCCUCUCCAACUGCGCCCCCGCGAGGAUGAUUGA